Molecule: messenger RNA, 1503 nt
Organism: Penicillium brevicompactum
Lineage: Eukaryota; Fungi; Ascomycota; Eurotiomycetes; Eurotiales; Aspergillaceae
Exons: 1
Coding region: 1-1503 (500 amino acids)
Biological process (GO): mycotoxin biosynthetic process
Molecular function (GO): acetyltransferase activity
Source: RefSeq, a predicted model, not a curated record
AUGGCUUUGUACGAGGAGUUCGCAUGGAAAGAAACCAAGCAUGAAAGAUGGGAGCGGGAUAUCGAUGAAGCCGAACAAUUUUACACCACUCUCGCCAGAAGAUUCGAAGGCACUGGCAGAAGCUUCUUUGCAAUGACUGCCUACGUCUCCUUCUCCGUGUCCGAGGAAAUCAGUUCUCAGGAUACAAUCACUGCUCUCAAAAAGGCGUGGUUACAACUUCGCUAUGAACAUCCCACCAUUGCUUCGUGGGUCGAAUACCAAAGCGAGAGCAAGAGAUGCAAGAAGAUUUAUGAGACAUUUCAGAGUGAUCAUACCGUAUCACACCAGGCCUGGCUAGAUGAAACAUUCCGUAUUGUCUCCAAUGGCCAAACCGGGAAAGAGUGGUGUAACUCUGAUCCGCCCGUCCCAAAGUUGCCGACAUUGUUUCUCAUUAGACGCACAAACUCGCCCGACAACUGCCAAGCCGACGUUGUACUUCGAUCGCAGCAUGACAUCGUGGACGGUAUGGGGUCUUUGCACAUUCUCAACAAUCUGUUCAAAUAUGCGUCUCUGUUUCUCGAAAACCCAAACACCCCUCUGCCUAAGUUUGGCACCGAGUGCAAGAACCUGAGCCCCCCGUUGCGAGUGGCGGCCUCAAUUCCGACUUCUCUAGAAAAAAAACAGGAACUUCGACUCAAAAAGGUGUCCGAAACGAAUGCAUCGAUUCGUGAAGGUAUUGAAAUAGCGAAAUUGCCUUUCCGACAGGGACAAGAAGCCCCCGGGCGUCAUCAACGAGUUGAGCUCAACCUGGAUCUUGAGCAGUCCAAGAACAUUCUUCGCGCGAUCAAGAGCAUUGGUGCUAGCGUGACUCAUGUGUAUCACGCUGCCAUAGCCCUUGUGCUGAGAGAUCUUCAGUAUCGUGGUACCAGCAAGCGAAAGGUCCGCUAUAUCAAUUAUUCAUUGAUCAACGAACGCCCGAACUGCAAAGAACCAUACAGCACGCCUCAGCAUGCGGCCACUGUAUACCACUCAGUUUCAGGAGCAAGCCUGGUAAUUGAUAUGGAUGUACCUUCAGAUGCCGGAGAUCAAGAGCACGAUGUCGUCAAAGCGCCGAGAGAAGAGUUCUUAGAAAUUGUUGAACAGAUCAAAGAGUACUAUCUUCGAAUCCGUGACGACAAGGAGCAUAUAUCACUGGUUCCGCACUACUGGGCUCUCUCUACCCCUGCCUACCCGGCAGGACCAGAAGUCCCCCCUAUACCAGCACAGAACGAGGCACCCUCGGUUUCUAUUUCCAGCCUGGGUAUGGUCGAUCACAUUCUGAAGCCAAGUCACGGCCAAUUUGAGCUCGAGAGUCCUUGGGUGACCGGAGAAGAGUUAGGGAGGGGGUUUGGUCUCUUUUUAGGCACUUUUCGUGGGCGCAUGUGUCUCAGCGCUGCAUACAAUGAUGCAUGGCACGAUGAGAACGAGGUCUCGAAGUUUUUGAGAGAUUGCAAUGAGCUGGUAGCACUUGGCUUGGGAGUGUGA